Molecule: messenger RNA, 1241 nt
Organism: Leptopilina boulardi
Lineage: Eukaryota; Metazoa; Arthropoda; Insecta; Hymenoptera; Figitidae
Product: superoxide dismutase [Cu-Zn]-like
Exons: 3
Coding region: 332-991 (219 amino acids)
Biological process (GO): removal of superoxide radicals
Molecular function (GO): superoxide dismutase activity; copper ion binding
Source: RefSeq, a predicted model, not a curated record
UAGUUGGUACACCUAUAUUAUACCAUCGUGAGACACGAUUCAAGUGACAUUGAUAGCGUCAAAUCCCUUCAUCCUAUCUAUUCUGUAUUUCGGCAAAUGUACAAUUUUUAAAAGGAAGGUAGUUAUUGUAAAGAAGGUGCUUGCUCAUCGAUCAUCAAGGUCUCUGAAGAUCCUUUUAGAGUAUUUAUACGUAGAUCGAGCCUCUGGUCACCGCAGUUCUUUUUCAAUGACGUAACAUAAUUCAUGAUUGUUAGUCUCAGUUAUAAAAACAAAUUUCAGUAAAAGUGAUUUUGGUGCGUUUCACUUUCAACUACAAGAAUCAAUUAUUACUAUGCGGUUAUCGAAAGUUAUUGUAAUUGUUGCAAGUUUAAUUUGGGAAACGAAUGGAGGAACUACCGAUAAAGUGACAACAGUUUCCACGAAUGAUAGGAAUGUUUUCAUCAGAAGUUUACCGGGUUUAAGAGGUGUAAGGAGCAAUGUCUAUGAAGUUUACAUGGAACCUUACCUCUUUCCUAUUGGUUUAAGGGCAAUUGUUGAACUGAAAUCUCUAGGAGAAGAUGGUAAUCCUGUUGAUGGACCUCGUGGAACACUUAAUUUAGAACAAUUACCAAAUGGCGUUAGGAUCACAGGAACAAUCAAAGGCUUAAGUCCAGGUUUGCAUGGAUUUCAUGUUCACGAAAAGGGAGAUUUAACAAAAGGAUGCUCUUCAGCUGGAGCACAUUUCAACCCUUAUCAAGUACAACAUGGUGCCCCAAACGAUCCACUGCGCCAUGUUGGCGAUCUAGGUAAUAUUCAAGUUGGUGAAGAUGGAGUUGCGCAGGUCGAUGGCACUGAUCAUUAUUUGACUCUAAUGGGUGUACGUGGUGCCAUAGGAAGAGCAAUAGUUAUUCAUGAAAAGGAAGAUGACUUAGGACGCGGAAGAACUGAAGAUAGUCUUAAAACCGGUUCGGCUGGUGCUCGCCUUGCUUGUGGUAUCAUUGGAUUGGCUUAAGAUUUAUAUACUAAUAAUUACUUUCGGUAUUGGUCAAAUAUAUAUAUAUUGUAUCUACACAAAUAGAAAUUUCUUAUUACUAUAGUAUGUAUAGUAUUCGUUCAAUUAUUAUAGUAAGGAAUUUCUUUAAGUGUAUUCAUAUUUUAUUAAUAAUUUUUACUAUAUUGUUUGCUCAAGACUCUUCAAAUCUACAAUUUUAUUUGUUAAAUUAUGAAUGUAUUCUAGAAUAAAUAUUUUUGUAUUCAAUUAA